AUGUCCACCUACGAAGUGGAACACAACACCACCGACCCCUCCACCACAACCCCCACCAACAACAAUAACACCAGCACAACCCCCUCCAACCCGCACCGCCACCGUCGUCCCGACCUCUCAACCUUCUUCUCCGCCCUCUCAGAAAUCACCCCGGACGAAGCGCGCCAUCGUCCCCAUGCCGUCCCCGUCCCCCGAGACGUCAGCGCCGCAUUCUAUUCCCUAGCGGAGGCAUUGGACGUGAUGCGCCGCGACGGCGGCGGCGGCGACAGCGGAGCAGCUAUCCCCAGCGCGAUCGGAGAAGUGGAAGGCGGCGACGAGAACGACCUCCUCACAACGAUGAUUCAGAGUCUGCUUAGCACGGCGGAAAUGCCUCCUAGGGAGGUGGAGGGCGCGAGUGAGGAGUUUUGUGAUAUGCUUGAUCGCGUCCCUCGCACGCAAUUAAACUCUUCCCAGGUCUGCCCGAUAUGCAAUAACCCGUUUCUGGAGGAUCAGUACCCGCUUGUGGUGCGGUUGCCGUGUCAUCCGACGCAUUUGUUUGAUUUGGAGUGUGUGAGGCCGUGGUUGAGGCUUAGGGGGACUUGUCCGCUUGAUCGGACGGAUUUCGCCAAGCAGGAGAGGGAGAAGGUCGAGGCGAGGAGGAAGUUGGCGGAGGAGGAUGAGGAGGAGGAGUGGGAUGGGAUGUAUGCUUGA
Molecule: messenger RNA, 690 nt
Organism: Aspergillus tubingensis
Lineage: Eukaryota; Fungi; Ascomycota; Eurotiomycetes; Eurotiales; Aspergillaceae
Exons: 3
Coding region: 1-690 (229 amino acids)
Biological process (GO): protein ubiquitination
Cellular component (GO): cytoplasm
Molecular function (GO): ubiquitin protein ligase activity
Source: RefSeq, a predicted model, not a curated record